UCGAUGCCAGGCCAGGGGACUCAAUCGCCGCGUGGGGUGCUGACUGGCGCGCCAACCUCCGCCGCCCUGCCCAAAAGUCACGCACAGGCGGCACAGCCACACCCGCAGCGCGUAUAAUUUGUCACCAUGUAAGCCAUGGCAGACGCAAUGGGGCGGAACAGGGACAGAGCACGAAGAUCCGCCGAGCGGUGACGUGGCCCGGCGAUGCGCGGAACUACACCGCUCCCUUCUCCAAAGCGGGCUUGUGCAUUGACCGGACAUUUUGUACUGUUGCUUUCUGUCGCACAGAAUAAAGAAGAAUGCCGGCUGCCGUCGCUUUUGGUGAUAUUGCUAAGAAGGCCAAGGGCCUCCUGGGCGGGGAUGCUGCGACCGGCACUUUCCAGCUCGCGCCUAAGCUGGUGAUCAACUCGACCACCGCCUCUGGUGUUGGUAUCACCGCGACGGCCGUGCAGAAGGGCGACAAGCUGGAUGCCAGCGUGAAGGCGGCCUACACCACCGGUGACAAGAAGUACUCAGGCGAUGUGACCGUGGAUCCCUCGGGCAAGGUGGCCAUCAACACCAGCAUCCACAACGUUGGCCCCGGCGUUAAGCUGACGGCGGCCGUGUCGCUGCCCAACCCCGCCUCCUCCGCCAAGCUGACCGCCGACUACAGCAGCGAGGCCCUGUCGAUUAAGAGCACCGUGGGCUUGAACGCCAGCCCCGUGGUGGACGUGGCCCUGGCCACCGCCGUGAAGGACAUCCUGCUUGGUGCCGAGGUGGCGUACGACACCGCCAAGGCCGACCUGACCAAGUACAACUUCGUGGCCGGCUACCACGCCGCCGACUUCCAGGCCUCCGCCACCCUGGCCGACAAGCUGUCCGUCCUCAAGCUGGUGUACAGCCACAACGUCAGCGCCAAGGCCACCGUGGGCGCAGAGCUCAGCCGCAGCCUGGCCGGCGGCGCCACCACCUUCGCCCUGGCGUAUGCCCGCAUCCUGGCUGGCGGUGCCCUGACCAAGCUGAAGCUGGAGAGCUCGGGCGCCCUGACCGCCCUGUACCAGACCAAGCUGCAGGGUGGCGAGAAGGUGACCGGCUCUGUGCAAGUGCAGGCCACCAACCUGACCCUGGGCCCCAAGUACGGCUUUGCCCUGGACCUGGCCUAAGCGCUGCACGCGGAUGUUCAAUGGUGCCUCGAUCAUUGUACGCGAGCGUCGGACCUGUGAGCGCGCAACCUUGACUAAAUGGGGCGGCGUGAGUGUGUCGGACUGGUCUAAUCCAGAUUGUUCUGUGGUUGAUCCAGGGCUUCUCGUGACCCUGCACACGGGAACUCGCUGUUCGGAUUUGUUGGAGUUGUGGUGGUGGUUUGUCGUAGUAGCGGGCAUCGGGUCAGUUCGGAAAGCGGACGAAUGGACCCGCCAGCCGCACCGUGCGCCAGGCCCGUGUGCGCGCCGGCGGCCAUUGCUCAUCCCGUUUUAGGUCAGGUGGUGCAGCAAGAGAGGCGGGUGGGGCUGUGCGGGCGUUCAGUGAGUGGUCAUGCAGGGGUGUUUGCCCCUGCAGGGGCUUCUAAUAUCGGCGCCAGCUCUUGCGCCUUGCACUUGUUUUGCAUGCCCUUGUAAUUCAAAAGCUUGACGCAGUCAUGCUGAUGGGCGUUUGCGGUGCGUAUCAGCGCACGGGGUCGGGUGCUGUAAGACAGCUGAACA
Messenger RNA from Chlamydomonas reinhardtii, 1679 nucleotides. RefSeq lists its product as uncharacterized. Gene Ontology annotation, molecular function: voltage-gated monoatomic anion channel activity. The coding region runs from base 300 to 1142 and encodes 280 amino acids. The record is from RefSeq and is a predicted model, not a curated record. Gene Ontology annotation, cellular component: mitochondrial outer membrane. The transcript has 8 exons. Gene Ontology annotation, biological process: monoatomic anion transmembrane transport. NCBI's taxonomy places the organism in Eukaryota, Viridiplantae, Chlorophyta, Chlorophyceae, Chlamydomonadales, Chlamydomonadaceae.